Molecule: messenger RNA, 2310 nt
Organism: Harmonia axyridis
Lineage: Eukaryota; Metazoa; Arthropoda; Insecta; Coleoptera; Coccinellidae
Product: ATP-binding cassette sub-family G member 5
Exons: 10
Coding region: 184-2106 (640 amino acids)
Cellular component (GO): plasma membrane
Molecular function (GO): ATP binding; ATP hydrolysis activity
Source: RefSeq, a predicted model, not a curated record
ACAGUUGCUUUUCGAAGUACCUACGUCGUUGACCGUAUCUGCUGUCUUCUGCUGCUUUCUCUCACAACAGUUGGCUAUGGUCUUCUGUGCAGGACACCAACCUGAUGGUCGGCAAGAAAAAUAUCGGGUGUAGACGGUAAACAGGAAUAAUACAGCUACAGGAUUCGGAUGUGACAGUUCAAGAUGAUAGCCAACGACUACGUAUUGGAACUGAACAGUGUUUUUUAUUCUGGUCAAGUAGAACCUGCAUCAUGUGCUCAAAGAUUGUUGGGGAGCGUAAAGACUGGAGUUAUCCUGAAAGAUGUCUCCAUGACUGUUUACUCCGGAGAAGUUAUAGCAAUUCUAGGAUCCAAAGGUAGCGGUAAGAAAGCUCUUCUGGAUGUUAUAGCCAGACGAGUUCAAGGCCCAACCAGAGGUCAAAUUUUACUCAACAAUCAACCUCUCAGCUUGAAUGUCUUCAAUCAAAGAUGUGGUUAUGUCACUCACAAAUGCGACCUCAUACCAGGAUUAACUGUUGAGGAAAACUUAUACUACGUGCCCACAAAGUUGUCAGGAUACGUGAAGAAAUCCAAGGUCAAACAAGUGAUGGCUGAUCUUGCCUUAUCCCAGAUAGCUGGAAGAUGCACAGAAAACCUGAACCGUAGUGAAUUCAGGAGGCUGAUGAUUGGAAUGCAAUUCGUGAAAGAUCCAGUUGUUCUUCUGUUGGACGAGCCUACUUGGGAUCUGGAUCCCCUAAAUACCUAUCUGGUGAUAUCAAUCCUCUCCAACGCAGCUAAGAAAUACGGCUCUGCUAUAAUACUGACAAUGGAAAAACCAAGAUCAGACGUAUUUCCAUUUCUUGAGAGAGUACUAUAUCUAUGCCUUGGAGAUGUUGUCUAUUCUGGUGGAACCAGACAAAUGCUGGAAUAUUUCAAUGAAAUUGGAUUUCCUUGUCCUCAACUGGAGAACCCACUCAUGUACUACUUAUGCCUAUCAACAGUAGAUAGAAGAUCUAGAGAGAGAUUCGUAGAGAGCAAUCAUCAGAUCGCUGCACUCGUUGAAAAAUUCAAAUUAGAGGGAGGAAUAUACAGAAAAGGUACUAUGAAUCAUCCAAUGGAGCACAGCCUAGGUUUAGGUAAUAAGAUGCCCUUGCUCUUGGAGAAGCCUGGUACCUUUCGUGUAGGUUGGACCCUUUACACGCGUAUCCUGGCCUCGACUUUGAGUUUACGUAAAUGUGGAAUGAAGAGUAUGUUUUUGAGGUUAUUCCUGCUUCCAUUGUUCUUCUUCAUGCUGUGGGGUAUCUAUAGAGAGAUGAAGAACUACCAACACACAUUUGUUACAAGGAAUGGUCUCAUACUGAACAUCUUAUGCGGAUCUUACUUCAUUGGAAUCAUCAAUGCGAUAUCUUUAUUCUCAGUCUACAGAACGAGAUAUUUCCAAGAAUCUCAAGAAGGUUUAUACGGAGGAACGUUAUUCUUGACAACUUAUAAUCUGGUUACGAUUCCUUUCUCUUUCCUAACAACUGCUAUGGCAACCGCAAUCAUCUACCCCUUGAUUGGCAGCUUCGAUGAACCUAUGGAAUAUCUGUAUCUCACUCUCAUCUUAUGGGCCUGUUAUUUAUUCUCUGAACAGCAAACCAUGGCUAUACUGAUCAUGGUGAAGGAUAGGUUGACCGCUGCGAUUUUCAGUACAUAUAUCACCUGUAUAUGUAUUGCAGUAGGCAGUGGCAUAUUAAGGUCCAUGAAAGGAUUGCAAGACUGGUUGUACUACCUCACAUAUGGCAUUCAAGCAAGAUACGCAUCAUCUUUCCUUCACCGUCAAAUUUUCUUAACACCUGAAAUGCAGAGAGCUCUAUCAUUCGAUGAUUCAAAAAAUUGUAGUGGAAUGAAUUUGAUUGAAACCUCCAGUCUGCUUUCCAAUAAUCCUUAUUGUCGAUACGCAAGUGGCCAGGCCUAUUUGACAGAAAGGUACAGCAGGGAUGCAACAGAUGUCAUCUUCAAUGGAGUUCUGGAUUUCGAUAUAAAUUUGGGAGUUACAUUCGCUUUUGCUGUUGGAAUGUUGGUGUUCAAUUUGUUCUUGUACAUUCUUCCUUUGCCGGCUUUUAUAAAAGCUAAAUUCAGAGAAUAAGAAUGCAGUCUUUACAUUUGAGCAGGUACCUACUGAAGAGUUGGGUUGCUGUAAAUCUGCAACGCAUGCAAUACAGUAGAGGAUCAAGAAGGAAUAUUAUCGUCAAAUGAAGAACAACAUGGUUUCUAAAUGUAACAAUGUAAAUAGUGGUAUUUAAGAUAUAUGUUUAUAUGAAUUUUUUAUGAAAAAAGUUGUUUUAUCCGA